AUGUAUGUGAAAUGGUUUGAUACAGUAAUGUUUUACUAUGUCAUUUUAGUGAUUUUAGUGAAUGUCAUUUUGUCAUUUUCAAAUUUCCUGCCGUUCCGUCCCCGUACGUCCCGACGCUCGCAGGGAACGAAACGCGGAAGACAGAUGCCGGCAUCCACAGGAUUACAUUGCCGGGGACACUGCAGGAGGGACAUCGCGGGAGUGAUCGAGGGAUCGCGGAGCAGCAGCAUCCGCAUGGUAAGCCCGAGUGUAGCUCGGGGUUACCGCUUGUGCUACACUCGGGAAUACCGCCAGGGAGGCUAC
Staurois parvus is the source of this 303-nucleotide messenger RNA. The record is from the annotation of a GenBank genome assembly. Lineage: Eukaryota; Metazoa; Chordata; Amphibia; Anura; Ranidae.